UUGAAAAUCGCACCGAGUUCGGCAUCAGUCGCUUAGCCGGAAGUAGUCGAUCAAAGUAUGGACCAUCCAGACCGCAGGCGCAGAAAUCGACUGCAGCGUCUCCUAUCUUGUGUCAUGUUUCGCGCCAAGGUCGUACGUAGAAGUGACCACCCCAUGGAGCAGGAGUCGCGGUUCUGCUUCAGCCUGUACUGAUCAAAGCCGCACCGGGAGUUCCUUCAGCGUUGGAUGUUCGGGGUGUGGUGUAUCGAAGUCUGGUUGUGAUACACGCGCGACACGGGCACCUCGCCUUUGCGUGCGAGUACAAAAUGUGUCGCUCGGAUUACUUGCCGCCAGCUAGGGGAGCGCCGCUGCACGGACCACAGUGAAGAGGCCCCCUUUUGACAGCAAUUUACUCCAGGACCAGCAGCGAGAUAUAUCCUCGCAAUAUGCGUCACAAAUAGGCGGCAGACAUCGUCGACAGCAGACAACUGCCACAGCCGGGUGAAAUGAGUGGCAGGCCGAGUUCCGGCGGCGGCGGCGGAGGCACACACCGUCAUCGUCGACACGGCUCCUCCGGUUCCUCCAGUCACAAUCGCUCAGGCAGCGGGCAGAGUAUAGAAUCCGCCGAUUAUCACCAUCAUCACCACCAUGGGAGGGAGCGAAAGCAUGUUGGGCAUCAUCGGUCCAAGUCUGGUGGUGUGCACGAUCGUGAACGCACUGAGAGUACUUCUUCACAACUGUCCAAUCGAUUGGAGUUCCGCUCCCAGAUGAUUGGAGGCGGUGACACGCACCCAUUGCGGCCGACUAGCCUCUAUCCAUUGAAGAACAACGAUGGGGUUGUUCUUGGUCCCGAAGCAUUGCAACCCGAACGCCAGCCGCUUAACUUCGAGGUUAAUUUGGUCGGUGCCCCGCCUGAAGUCGAGCAGCUGGUGCAGAACAUCAAACAGGUUGCUGAGCAGUUCUUGUAUCACUGGAAAACGUUUCCUAUAAUUCUUCCCAGUCCAGUCGCACAAAUGGAUUCGUUUCCAACAUCAAACGUCCCUUCUGACGGCUCACUGGGCCGUUCCAAGUGCAAGUACCAUCUGCGUGAUCUAUUCGUGACGCCGUCCUUCGACGAGCUGGAUGCUGUGGCUGUGGACAGCAAGGGUGAGACGCGUAAGCUCACCGGCAAGCAGCUGGAGUACAUUCGCGAGCGUGGCCUGCAUAAGGAUAAAUACGGCAAGCCAAAGCGGCUCAACUAUCAACAACUCGACUCAAUCAGACGCAAAGGGGAUUUUGAAGUGGAAUCUCUGAACUUUCCGGGUCAGCAGCAUCGCUGGAAACUAUCGCAGCUUCUUCAGAAAGGCACCGAACGAAGCAAGGAAUCACUGUUGAAUGAUAUGGCUCUGGCGUUGCGUUUUCUCUUUGUCACCGCGAAAAACCGCAUGUUUUCGCACUUUUUUUCGGUCUCGGAAGCUUUACGUUCUUUACUGGAAGGUCUAUUGAGGAUUCUGGAUGUUCUUAUUGGCAUACCAAGUUUGCAGGCGCAUAAUUUAGACGCUAAGAUAAGAGAGGAGCGGAGUAAAUAUUUAGUCGCCGAAUUAGUUUGUCGAUCUGAAAAUGAAGAUUCCCUAGAGAUGUUAUGUCUGUACGUGCGUAAACAACUACGACGCGCUGCCACAGAAAAGUUUGAAGUAGCACGAGAAUGUUCUCAGUCACCAGCGUCACUUCCCUAUCGUUUCCUAACACCUGCAGGCGGUGAGCUGGAUCUACGGCUGUGGGAUCGCAACUUGAUGCGUCAAACACUCCCAACGCUUAUUGGAAUCUUAGAGCGGGAGACUCGCGGUUGGUUUCUACACUUCCGCGAACGUCUCAUUGCCGAACUGCGCGCACAAAAAUUACCCGACGAGGACAUCGAACGUGAAGUCAAUGAAGCUGUAAUGAAAGAGUAUCUUCAGCGUGUUUACAACUCGAUACUCACCAACGCUGAAAUCAACGCACUGGGCGAUGGAAUUGCCUCGUUGCUUGUGGAACAAGCACAGAGCGUGGUUUUGAUGCAUCGCGCUGUUGAAAACGUUCAGCGCCGCUUGCACAAAAGCCAGGAAGCGGUUAAAAGUCGCUUGUGUACCGACCAUCCGGUAUUAAGUCGUAUUAGUCCAUGGUUGAGGUCGCGUCUUGGCGCCGCUGAGUUGAAGUUUAGUCUUGAGCAUCAGUGGAGCGCGCAUGAGGAAGCUCUCGCACUCUGCCAACAACAAAAACUCGCACAGACUAUAUACUUUCUUAACAGGGAUCUUGCUUUCAUGAAAGAACGCGAGCCUGCUUUACUUCGGGAACUACGCAAAGUAAAAACACCGACGAGGAACUUCCUUUGGCCCACACAGAUUUGGUUGCCAAUCAACUGGAUCAUCCGUCGAAAUUUUCAGGGUCAGAGCGAGGUAGUCCCGACAGUUUUAUCGCGUCAGGCGACAAGUAUCACCACACCACGCUCUGAUCCUAGUCAACCAGUGUUUCUGGUUGAGAAGGAGGUGGUUCGCACGACCACUACACGCUGGCCAAUGUGGCGCGCAUUUAACUACUUCCAUCGCACCUGGUGCUGGACGUGGAACGCCAUGUUUUUCUUUGGUAUUCUGAUCCCUUGGUGUAGUCCAGUCGGGUUGCGUGCACUCUUCUUGUUGGAACCAUUCAUGCCAGACUUGGAGUUAUCUCAGGUGAACGGCACGCUCUUCCCGCGAAAGAGCAGUCUCACUUCAACGCUCUGCUCGCGCUUGAUCAGCCUCUGGCGGCACAUUUCAAAAUCGCGCACCCAUUUCGAAACUAAACCGGACACGGGAUUCAUCGGGAAGGGUCUCACACGGCACACAAACCGUGUGUGGAAUUAUUUCAUCAAGGGACUGUUUGGUACCAUUGGGCUGGUGUUUGUUUUCCCACUGCUGUCACUCAUCGUGAUUCUCGGUUGUUUCUUCAUCGCUGCGACCGCGAUUCUAUGGAUGCCGGUGUUAACUCUGGGCGUACAGCUUACGAACGGUCUGAUCUACGAUUUGGACAGUCCGGAGCCACAAAGAAAUCGCAUUUUUGUCCUGAUGGAAGCGCUUAUAUGGAAUAUUUUAAUCCAGGGCUGUAUUCAACCGAUAUUGGCGAUUUGUGUCGCUGUUAUUGUGUGUCCGUUGGUUUCACUGAUCAUCCUAGCCGGAGGAGUAACUAGAUAUUGGUUUAGACUACUCUGGGACGCCGCAAUUUUUCAUGGGUUAAUCAAAAAGCGCGGCAGAAUACCCGCGAGCGACAGUUUCGUGGUGAAACGCAUUGCUGGUCCCGGUCUGGCUUCCGACUAUUACUUCCAAAUUACGCCGGAGCAAGCUCUGGCUGCUUUUGAAGCGAAAAUGGAGCUGGAUGAACUAGCCGCCUACCAGGCAGUGGUUGAGAGCCGCAUCGUGCAACCACAGAAAGAUUUCUCACAUUUCGUAGAGGCUUGUUUUGGUAGUUUCUCUAUCCAACUUGCGAAAAAUGGUCCGUACAAAACACUGGAGAAAGAGGGUCACGAUUUGAUCGCAAUGCUGCACGAGAAACUCGAACGACGUCGACGAGACCUUCAAACGGGGUUGAAUGCAAGCAUCAAAGCCAAGAUCAAAUUAUCUACCAAUGAAUUAAAGAUUGCCAUCCAGCAGGGAGCUCUGAUGUUGGAGAGAUUUUAUCCCAGUCACAUCCUUCCAAAACUCUGCUGUAGUGAGGAGCAGUUUUGGGAAGACCAUGCUCUCUCAGUGGGUGAUUGGGCCGGCUUGGCAAGUCUUCUCUACACGGAGCUAUUCAGUUUAGAUAUCCUCACACCAUUGGAUCAUACCGAUACUUCGUUCCGGUUGGACCCGCACCCCAAUGCGGAUAUUAGCCGUUACACCGAGAUGGUCCAUAGCGCGCAGCUAGGUGCAGCUGGGCCGGACCUUCUCGGGAAUGUUUACAUGCCCAGGGGGAACAUUCAAGUGCAUUCACCUUAUUUAGAGGUGUCUGCAUUUAACCCGCGAAGCAAGCUCACAGCAACUGGCAAGAAAGCCGAAAAACGAAUGGAGUCUUCCUCUGCAUUAAACUCGUUGCGAAGCACAAGAACCACCAGUCUGAGAAUGCCGUGGAAGAAAACUACCAAGCCGUACUCGCCUGACAAACUGCUAAUCCCGCUGCCGGUGCCUCAUCCAACGCAUAUCGCCGUCACGAUCUACAACCGCGACACGGACAAUCCGAUUCCUCUGGAGACUGAGAUCUGCCAGAGCAUUCUGCGCAGCAUUGAGGAGAGUCAUCCGUCUCCAGACGAUAGCGCUGCAUUCAGCAGCAGAUAUCGGGAUGGCGACGUGGAGACGACCAGCUCCAGCUCCGAGACAGUGGAUACACCCAACACGGCCAUUGUGAACACCAAUGACUGCGCCUCCGCCGACGGCGUCUACCAAUGGACGCUGAGCAACUGGGGCCAGCGUAAACGCAACAAUUCGGGCAGCGUGCGCGUGGACCUCGCCAGUCCUGAAGACGUCACUCUAGACAGCGAUAGCACGCGCGUCGUUUUCAAUACGUACGGCACCACCGUGUAGGCGGUGAACGCUGCACUACUUGCCAACAUUUUUCGUCCAUUCAGCACAGCGCCCGAUAGAUACUCGGAAGUGAUUUAACGAAUGAUACUCAAGACGCGAGCCGGAAUUGCUUACUCGAAUCGUAGCCAUACCUCGAACAAAUUUUACCAAACCAAAGAACAUCAUUUAUUUAUUAAUACGCUUAAGUUCCUUUUUAUUUUCGUACGUUUGACGACAGUGCGUGUCAAGAGAGGAGGAAAUGGUCGAAAGUUGCUCCCUAUUUUUAUAUUCAUUACAAAUCUAGUUAGGAUUGGUAGAUUGGUCGGGCGAGAAACACCAAUCAGUUUCAAUCAAUGAACUAGAUUAAAAUUCAACUGCACCUAAACGCUAGCCUGAGUAAGCUAGCUGAGAACGUAUCUAAUCGCGUAAUUAUCUCAUAAACUAGCCAUGCGCAAUGCAGGCGAACGUAGCUACCUAUGCACGCUAAAAUUUAUUGGCGCAUCGUUACGAAAAUACAUACUUCACUUUGCUAUGCUAAGGUUAUUAUGAAUCGUUAAUUGUAUAAGAGAAGACUUUAAAUGUUACGAGUACGUUUCAAAUAUCUAGCGAGACGACGUUGAUUAAUGCAUUAAUUCGCUAAAUUAUUAUUACCGCCGAGGUGUUGGAUUUUUCAUUUUCCAGCUGACUGAUCAAGCCUUGCUUCCAAACUCGUUUUUGUACAACUCCGAUAUUCGAUAGUCGCACAAAUUGCAUCAUCACACUGAGUCGAAAUUAAUUAACGAAUACACAAGCAAUAUUUUCGGCGAGUCUGUUUGCACGCGUGCAUUUACCAAUCAAUUAGCAUUGUACUAAACUAGUGACGUAUUUAUUAACUACAUUACGAUUUGCAACCUAUACCCACAAACAUUAUACACUUUAGGGAGUUAAGCGUAGGAUAAGCGGUACAGUAUCAAAAAACGAUGAGGGACUAGUUUGGUUUUUCUAGUCACGUAUAACAAACUGAUAAAAUGCUUUUGAUCGGUUCAAUAAUUAAUGUAACAAACAUUGAUAAUUGAUGUGUUCAAUAGCACUCGAAACGAUAUCCACUGAUUGCUUCCGAAGAGGUCUCUUCCGACUUAUUUAUUCAAGCAGAUUUAUUCAUCGUAGGAGCAGUGUAAAUAUAAUGAAAGCUACUCACAUUAUGAACAACAUUGUUUACUGACAUAUUUACAAUGUAUACAUUUACAGACGGUUGUUUUUUACAUGGACCGUAUCCUAAGAUUCAAUCUUUUGGUAGGGCUUGUUUUUUUCGACUUUGAUUUCGAAAUUAUCACUUUGUUAUCAGCUCGUCAUCCGAUAACAGUACACAUUUUCUACUUACAUGCAUGUUUAAUGUACAAAUGCAUCAAAUAUGCUUUGAAGCAUCACAUCACAGAUUAGGCGACAAGAAACAUAGAUGACCAACAACCUACGAACAGCGUGUAUUGAAUUGACGAGAUACAAAAGAAUACUGGGUUCAUAUAUUGUCAAAUAUAAAUUAAUUGUUAAUUUAGUAAUCUGAGGUACGCCUCGUCCCUUUACUGUAUUUUGUUUCUUGUCGUGUGUAGUAUGUGCCCGACCUGGGCAGACUCAUUUUGUAUCUGAAACUGAAAUUGAUUUGAAUUAGUUUAAGCGUAAUUUUAGUCAUCAUUUUGUUAUCGUAUUUCUAUAGCAAUUGCGUGGCUAGUGCAAGUUUUUAUUGUUUUCAAAUUAAUUGUAUGCAGUGUCUAGGUUGUUUGUUACGGAGAACUUUUGUUGCACAAAAACAUUUCCUGGAAGGUCAAAAAAUGGACUGCAGAUUGUGAAACCAAUUAAAGUGACAGUGCAUUCAAAUUUAA
Dalotia coriaria is the source of this 6361-nucleotide messenger RNA. RefSeq lists its product as uncharacterized. The record is from RefSeq and is a predicted model, not a curated record. Lineage: Eukaryota; Metazoa; Arthropoda; Insecta; Coleoptera; Staphylinidae. The transcript is spliced from 9 exons. Bases 486 to 4526 code for a protein of 1346 amino acids.